UAAGACCUAGUACUGCACAUAAAACCUAGUCUGGUCUGGUCUUCAGGAAGCUACGUAAAAUCUUGUGCAUUGGGAUUCAGGACUUUAAAAUGGCUGAAGUUAAAGGUCCGAUAUCUAUGAUCGACCCGUCGCAGCUGCUGCGUCCGGAGCCGACCUUCAACGACAAACCCGUGGACGCCUUCCGCGACUACUCCUUGGAUGACGAGGACCCCAUCAAGGAGAGAGUCCGCAGGACCUACUACACUAUGCAUACUAACGUCACCGUGGACUUUGUUAAAGAGAAACGCGAGAAAUGGCUGAAAUUCAACCACUUCAAAUCGGCGAUCAAGGACGCUCUGAUCAAGCUGAACGAGCUGGUGGACGAGUCAGACCCCGACACCGACCUCCCCAACAUCGUGCACGCCUUCCAGACCGCCGAGAGGAUCCGCCAGGACCACCCUGAUGACGACUGGUUCCAUCUCACUGGACUCAUCCACGACUUGGGCAAGGUGAUGGCUUUCUACGGCGAGCCGCAAUGGUGUGUGGUGGGGGACACUUUCCCAGUCGGCUGCAAGUGGGCGGACUCCAUCGUGUACGGGCCAGAGAGCUUCAAGGACAAUCCGGACACAUACAACCCCAAAUAUAACACGAAAUACGGCAUGUAUCAGCCGCACUGCGGGCUCGAUCAGCUGUUGAUCUCGUGGAGCCACGACGAGUACAUGUACCAGUUCCUCAAGCACAACAAGUCAAAACUGCCAGAGAAAGCGCUUUAUAUGAUCAGAUACCACUCAUUGUAUCCGUGGCACGCCGGUGGUGACUACAGACAUCUCACCAAUGAGAAGGAUGAACAGAUUCUACAGUGGGUCCUCGAAUUUAAUAAAUAUGACUUGUACACGAAGAGCGCGAACGUGCCAGACAUCGACGCCCUGUGGCCCUACUACGAGGGGCUCAUUGACAAAUACAUCCCCGGGGUCUGCGAGUGGUGAAUAGUAAUUAAAGAAGGCAGUAUUAAUUUGUAGUAUAUCAUUUUAUACAUUUUAUAAAAUAUAUUGACUGUA
Messenger RNA from Aricia agestis (brown argus), 1037 nucleotides. RefSeq names its product inositol oxygenase. The transcript is spliced from 7 exons. Bases 90 to 965 code for a protein of 291 amino acids. Lineage: Eukaryota; Metazoa; Arthropoda; Insecta; Lepidoptera; Lycaenidae. Gene Ontology annotation, molecular function: iron ion binding; inositol oxygenase activity. Gene Ontology annotation, cellular component: cytoplasm. The record is from RefSeq and is a predicted model, not a curated record. Gene Ontology annotation, biological process: inositol catabolic process.